This is a messenger RNA of Fonticula alba, 966 nucleotides long. RefSeq lists its product as hypothetical. The transcript is spliced from 3 exons. The record is from RefSeq and is a predicted model, not a curated record. Gene Ontology annotation, cellular component: mitochondrion. NCBI's taxonomy places the organism in Eukaryota, Rotosphaerida, Fonticulaceae. Gene Ontology annotation, biological process: glycerophospholipid biosynthetic process. The coding region runs from base 1 to 966 and encodes 321 amino acids.
AUGUCCCCUAGCGCCCCCGCGCCGCCGGUGGACUUCGCCUUCGCCCUCGAUGUCGACGGGGUCCUCUUCCGCGGCGGUGCCAGCAACCCGAUCCCCGGGUCCCCGGAGGUGCUGGCCGCGCUGCAGCACCACCGCAUCCCGCACGUCCUGAUCACCAAUGGCACCGGGAUCCUGGAGGCCGAGAAGGCGCGCGAGAUCCAGGACAUGGUCCGGAGCUAUGUGGCCGACGAGGCGCACACCGAGGCAGCCAGCCCGGCGGCCGCGGCCUACACCCUGCCGGAGGACGCGGUGGUCAUCGCCUCGACGCCGAUGCGGUCGCUGGUCACGCACCACGGCUGGGCCAAGAAGCGCGUGCUGGCGGUGGCCUGGACGUCGGAGUUUGCGCUGCGCUCGGCCCGGGCGUAUGGCUUCGAGAAUGUUGUCACCGUGGAUGAGUACCUGGCCAAGCAUCCGGUCCUGGUGGCGGGGAACUUUGUCGAUGCGCCGGUGCACACGGAGCCCGGCCACUGGGACGACGUCGAGCCGAUCGAGGGUGUGCUGCUCUUCCAUCUCACUCUGGGUGCCUUCCGCGAGUCGCUGGCCACCCUCUUCCAGCUGGCCGUCGGCCGGAAGCUGGAGACCAUCCAGUUUGGCAAGCCCUUCCCGGAGAUGUAUGCCUACACUGAGCGUGCUCUGGCGCUGCAAUUCUACCGCUCCACCCACGGCACCGACCCGGCCGACAUCCAGCAGGAUCUCCCCCUGCCGGGGACCAUCUACGCGGUUGGGGACAAUCCCCUCUCCGACAUCAAGGGCGCCAAUGGGCGUGGCGCCCCGUGGACAUCGGUCCUCGUGCGCACCGGGAACUUCAACACCGACGCCCCGAAUGACCCGGACAACCCGGCGGCCAUGGUGUGCGACGACCUCCUGCAGGCCUUCCGCCAGAUCGCCGCGGCGCAUGGCCUUCCCCUGGGCGAGGACCUGUGCUGA